Messenger RNA from Ceratosolen solmsi marchali, 4623 nucleotides. It is a transcript of the gene SLO2, whose product is annotated as slowpoke 2. NCBI's taxonomy places the organism in Eukaryota, Metazoa, Arthropoda, Insecta, Hymenoptera, Agaonidae. The coding region runs from base 1 to 4335 and encodes 1444 amino acids. The record is from RefSeq and is a predicted model, not a curated record. The transcript has 25 exons. Gene Ontology annotation, molecular function: outward rectifier potassium channel activity; intracellular sodium-activated potassium channel activity. Gene Ontology annotation, biological process: potassium ion transmembrane transport. Gene Ontology annotation, cellular component: plasma membrane.
AUGGCGUCGUCCAGCCGAUAUAGCAGCUACAACUGUCUUACUAGCUGGGACAGCUACGAUCGCAUUCCAAGAGUUCGCGUCGAGUACUACGUGAACGAGAACACAUUCAAGGAACGACUUCAGCUCUACUUCAUCAAGAACCAACGCUCGAGUCUUAGGAUACGACUAGCCAAUCUCUUUUUUAAACUGCUGACAUGUUUUCUAUACAUAUUCCGCGUGGUCACCGACAGCGAUCCCACCUUUGCAGCCUGUUACGGCUGCACACCCGGCAACAAGACGGAGUUUCUCAUCUCCCAGAAUCUGACCGAGGAGGAGUUCCAGGAGCACCCGACCAUCAACUGGGACGCAAUAUUAUGGGUGCGAAGACCUCUGGAAUUGUGGAUCAUCCAAGUGAUAUUAGCAAUGGUAUCGCUGACCGAGGCGCUACUCCUCGCCUAUCUCGGCUACAAGGGCAACAUUUGGCAGCAGCUCCUGUCCUUCCAUUUCAUCUUGGAAUUAGUCAACACCAUACCAUUUACCAUCACGCUCCUGUAUCCGCCCAUGAGAAACCUCUUCAUACCGGUUUUCCUCAACUGUUGGCUAGCGAAGCACUCUCUCGAGAACAUGUUCAACGAUCUUCAUCGAGCAAUGCAGAAAUCGCAGUCGGCCUUGAGUCAACAGCUCAUGAUACUUAGCGCAACACUUCUAUGUCUUGUAUUUACGAGCGUCUGCGGAAUCCAGCACUUUCAACGCGCCGGGCAUCGACACCUCAACCUCUUCCAAAGCACAUACUACGUCGUUGUGACUUUCUCGACCGUCGGCUAUGGAGACUUUGUGCCCGACAUAUGGCCAUCACAACUCUAUAUGGUUAUCAUGAUAUGCGUUGCCCUCAUAGUCCUGCCUACACAAUUUGAGCAGCUCGCAUUCACGUGGAUGGAAAGGCAAAAGCUUGGCGGUUCCUACUCGUCGCAUCGGGCUCAAAGUGAAAAACACGUCGUAGUCUGUAGCACGACAUUGCAAGCCGACACCAUCAUGGAUUUUCUUAACGAAUUCUACGCACAUCCGCUGCUACAGGAUUAUUACGUAGUGCUCCUAUCACCAAUGGAGCUAGACACAACGAUGAGGAUGAUCCUGCAGGUGCCGAUCUGGGCACAGCGCGUCAUCUACAUCCAGGGCUCGUGCCUGAAGGACGGGGACCUUGCGAGGGCGCGCAUGAACGAGGCCGAGGCAUGUUUCGUCCUUGCGGCCCGGAAUUAUGCGGAUAAAACUGCCGCGGACGAACACACGAUCCUGAGAUCAUGGGCUGUGAAAGAUUUUGCACCGAAUGUGCCGCAGUACGUGCAGAUAUUUCGACCAGAAAACAAACUCCAUGUGAAAUUCGCUGAGCAUGUGGUAUGUGAGGACGAAUUCAAAUACGCACUUUUGGCUAACAACUGUACUUGCCCCGGUGCUUCAACUCUUGUUACACUUCUGUUACAUACGUCGAGAGGACAGGAGGGUCAACAGUCGCAAGAAGAAUGGCACAGAUUGUAUGGCAAGUGUUCCGGAAAUGAAAUCUACCAUAUAAUCUUAGGGGAUUCGCGCUUUUUUGGCGAAUACGAGGGUAAAUCCUUUACUUACGCGUCGUUCCACAGUCACAGGAAAUAUGGGGUUGCCUUGGUCGCGGUAAGGCCUGCCGAACUUCCCGAAUUUUACGAAGACACCAUCUUACUUAAUCCAGGUCCGAGACAUAUCAUGAAAAAAACCGACACGUGCUAUUACAUGAGCAUUACGAAAGAGGAGAACUCGGCGUUCGUUGUGGCGAACCACCAGACCACCGGUAUCGUCGCCGACUCCACGCAGGUCGUGAUCGAGACGAAGCCCGAUCGCAAUCAGGGCAUCGGCGUAAGCGGCAGCUGCACAACUCCGGGCACCACGACCACGCUGACGGCGGCCUCCUUGGCGACCGCGACGACCACCUGCAGCAAUCCAGCGGGCAAUGCAACUUAUCUCGAUCCUGGAGGAUUAGGGGACUCGAGGCAGUGUUUAAAGGACGGAAGUUCGUCGCCGCAAACGUCAAUGACCGGAAAUCAUCUUGAUGUGCCACGCUCGCUAGAGCCAAAUCCUAAUCUUCUCAGUCCCGAAAUUCUCACUCAGAGAAGAGGGAGUCGAAGACCGAGUAUCCUACCAGUACCAGACACGUUAACGAGUUCCACGUUACAUCUGCCCGGCCAAGAAUCACUGGACCAUGAAGGAGACGAGUCGGAAGAUGAAAUGGACGACGACGUUCCUUGGCGAUCACCAAGUGAAAAAAUAGCAAUCGUCAAGGGAUUCCCGCCAGUUUCGCCGUUCAUCGGUGUUUCGCCAACUCUCUGCUACUUGCUCAAAGAAAAGAAGCCACUUUGCUGCCUUCAACUUGCUCAGGUCUGUGAGCACUGCAGCUACAGAAACGCAAAGGAAUACAAUUGGCAGAAUAAAACGAUCAUACUGGCGGCAGACUACGCCAGUAAUGGCAUUUAUAAUUUUAUCAUACCGUUAAGAGCGCACUUUAGAUCGAAAACUUCCCUCAACCCCAUAAUUUUACUACUCGAGAGAAGACCAGAAAUUGCCUUUCUGGACGCGAUCUCGUAUUUCCCUCUCGUUUACUGGAUGCUGGGUUCGAUAGAUUGCCUCGACGACCUGUUACGUGCCGGCAUUACGUUAGCGGAGAACGUUGUCGUCGUCAAUAAAGAACUAAGUAACUCCGCCGAGGAGGAUACCCUGGCCGACUGCAACACCAUCGUUGCCGUACAAACUAUGUUUAAAUUUUUUCCCAGCAUAAAGAGCAUCACCGAAUUGUCCCAAUCGAGCAACAUGCGUUUCAUGCAGUUCCGGGCGCAUGACAAAUACGCCCUCCACCUCAGCAAAAUGGAAAAGGUACUCCUAAGUACUACUUCCGGUGACAACUACCCCGCUGAGCCUUCGCUAGGCUCCCCGAGAGAGAAAGAAAGAGGAUCGCACAUAUCGUACAUGUUUCGAUUGCCAUUCGCUGCCGGAAGUGUAUUCAGUGCAUCGAUGCUAGAUACCCUGCUUUAUCAAGCUUUUGUCAAGGACUAUGUGAUAACGUUUGUGAGACUGCUCCUGGGCGUCGAUCAGGCACCAGGUUCAGGAUUUUUAACUUCGAUGAAGAUAACAAAAGAGGACAUGUGGAUAAGGACUUAUGGUCGAUUAUACCAGAAGUUGUGCUCGACGACCUGCGAAAUCCCUAUCGGUAUUUACAGAACGCAGGACACGUCGAUAGUCGACACGUCGCACGGAGACUCGGAUGGUGAGAGCGACGCCGGCGUCGGCGUUACGUACAAGGUGCGCCACUCGGCCGCCGCGUCCUGCUUAGCAAAUUGCACUACUCGCGACAAGGGUGCCUCAGCUCACAACUACUACUCUGUGGCCCGCUGCGAUCGACUCUCUUUCUCUUAUUCGAUGAGCAUGGGGGACGAGGCGCGCGACAAUCACUCCCAACAGAUCGAGCGCGCGGAGAUCGCCAACCUCGUGCGCUCGCGCAUGGAGUCCCUCAACCUACCGAUCGCCGACUACGACGACGUCUCUGAGAAGCGCAGCCGGCUCUCGUACGUCAUCAUCAACCCCUCGUGCGACCUGAAGCUCGAGGAGGGCGACAUCGUCUAUUUGGUGCGGCCCUCGCCCUUCUCCGCCCAGAAGACCUUCGAACGCCAUAAUUCGAGACGCAAGAGCAACAUCAGCUUCUGCUCGGCCCAACUGGUGACUCAGAUGAGCGCUGCCGUCACCUCGGCGGGGGCUGGUGCCGCCGGGGCCGGCGGCGGCGUCAUUCAGAGCGGCGGCGGUCCGGGGAGUCGGCGCGGUUCCGGCAUCGGCAUCGCCAGGGCGCCGCCGCUCAGUACCACCAAAUCCAAUUCGCUCUCCCUGCCCGACAGUCCGACGGUCGCCGGCAGUCUGCGCGGCAGAUCCAACUCGUUGCGCGUCGUCGACGACAUACUGCUGAGGCGCAGCAACUCCUUAAGACAAGGUCUCAGCAUCCCAACGAGGCGCAAAAGCAGCCUGGAGGACAUUGGGCUCGGCAGCAUGUCGCACCCCUCGAAUCACAACCCCAUUAAGAUAGCGCUGAAUGGCUCGAUCGGGCUGGAAGUAACGCCACCAGAGGAAGGGAGCUCGCAGCCGGUGAGCUCCGCCAGCAAUACAGGCAUCCUCGACGUCGGCCUACCAUCGAUGCCCGUCCUGGGCUCCGGCCUCGGUGGCUCCAUGGGCGGCCUCUACGACUCCCCGGUCUCCUACGCCGGAGCCCAAUCGCAAACCUCCUCGGGACAGCUCCUCGGGACCUCCGCCACCCAGGAUCCCCAACACAUACAAGGCACGAUCGUAUGAUAUAACCUCAUGUGGGGGCGCAGACUAUCGAGCGUUGUGAGAAACAAGUGGCUCUAGGCUGGCCCCCACGUGCCGACAAGACUCGCACUCCUUAAAUGAUUAUCAACUCCCCGUUUAUGCCUGUAUUCUAGUCAUUCGUAUAGUCGGCGAAGAGUGGGGCGCGGAUUUUCUUCGUCUCCUUGUUAUUUCGUCUGCAUACGCUCAACGAAACUGGUCUGUCUUUUUAUUUUUGACAUACGCCAUCGAUGCCUUGUUACGUUUAUCGAGCGGCUUUGAUUAACGCACCGU